This is a messenger RNA of Helicoverpa zea (corn earworm), 1320 nucleotides long. RefSeq lists its product as uncharacterized. The transcript is spliced from 3 exons. The coding region runs from base 812 to 1234 and encodes 140 amino acids. The record is from RefSeq and is a predicted model, not a curated record. Lineage: Eukaryota; Metazoa; Arthropoda; Insecta; Lepidoptera; Noctuidae.
UAACGUACACGAUAACUUCUGUCCGGGGUAAAGUACAGCCCUAUUUUACUCUGUUUUUCAAAUCGGUUUAGUAGUUUUUUCGUACCCUCCAAUAAGGCCUAGGGGUAGGUACAAACAGAACAAUCAAAACCAGAUCAAUCUGAUUCAUGGUCAUAAUCUGAAAAACGUUUUUCUAUGAGAGCUACUUAAAUUACUAAGGAGAACAAUUUGCUAUUGAAAAGCAAAAGGCGUCAAUUAAAUUUUUUAAAUAAAAUUCAGCUUUACCUACUUGUUCUAAAGUUAGUAGAUAUAAACAAAAAACUAUCCCGAAUAACUAUAAAAAGCGACGGAUUUGGACAUGUUGAUGAGUGAUGCUUCUCGAAACCACGUUCCCAAGAUUUAAUUGUUGUAACUUUUCCCAUCGGUAGCUAUAUUCCGCUUAUUUGUACACGAGUACCUACCUAGAUAAGUUAGUUCUAUUUUUGGCAUGAAUUUGUAUGUAGGGAUCUACUACCUACGUAAUCUUUAUCUUGUGCCUCAUCAUCCUCCCCGAUUUUAUUUGUGGGUCGGCGAAGCAGGUUUUCUCCUACUAUACUCUUCUAUCCACCCGCGCCGUUAUCUCACAAGUAAAAUUCUUUCUAUCAUUGAAUCCAUUUCGAAUUUCUCAAUUUUUAUUCUGUGCCUCAUUCAGAAAUUUAUCAAAAGUUGCAAAUUCUUUUUUCAAAUUAUCUCAAUAAAUUUGAUAGACAUGAUUCAUUGUCAUAUUUUGAUGUUUAACUCAAAUAAAUGAUUUUUAUUUCGUAUACACAUGGACACAUAAAUCUACACCACAAUGGGCCGAAUGAGCGGAAUUAAAUGGGAAAAAGCCACACAAUGUCGACCUGUUCAUAACAUAAUUUCUUCAGAUUUCCCUAGAUACAACCCUCAACCGUGGAAGUUCAUGGAAGGUAGAACUCGUAUUGAAUUCUUACUCUCAUAUGAAUACCAGAGGAUGUGGAUGGAAGAAAUUGAAGGUUGGAAAAAGCGAAUGUAUCCUGAAAACACUACGGUCAACGUUGAUAUUGUGAAGCGUUAUGUUUUGACUUUCAAAACAGAUCAUCAACCUCCGAAGCCAGAAAAAAAGAAACCAUUUAAAAUGAAAAAAUAUGAAGGAAUAAAAAGCAAAACUGAAACUAAACGUCCCUCAGAUGAUAAAGCAAUGAGGGAACAAGAUUCUGCCAAUGAAAAAAGAAAUGUCAAGACGGAAGCAAACUAAAGUAACCAAUUUGAGUAUUGUAUUUAACAAUUCUGUAGACCAUAGUCGUAAAUUGAUUGCAAUAUAAAAACAAUACUUCUUAACAA